This is a messenger RNA of Astyanax mexicanus (Mexican tetra), 9507 nucleotides long. RefSeq names its product APC regulator of WNT signaling pathway (gene apc). The coding region runs from base 105 to 8393 and encodes 2762 amino acids. Gene Ontology annotation, biological process: Wnt signaling pathway; positive regulation of protein catabolic process; pattern specification process. Gene Ontology annotation, cellular component: catenin complex; beta-catenin destruction complex; cytoplasmic microtubule. Lineage: Eukaryota; Metazoa; Chordata; Actinopteri; Characiformes; Acestrorhamphidae. The record is from RefSeq and is a predicted model, not a curated record. The transcript has 16 exons. Gene Ontology annotation, molecular function: microtubule binding; beta-catenin binding; gamma-catenin binding.
ACCGGGCUGGCUGGAUGCUGGCUCCCGUGCAAAUGACACAGUUGAAGGGGAGAUGGGAUGGAGGCUGUCACUGGCAUCGACAUGGGGUCAAGAGGUAGUCCAAGAUGGCUGCAGCAUCUUAUGAUCAGCUGCUGAAGCAAGUGGAGGCCCUGAAGAUGGAGAACUCCAACCUGAGACAGGAGCUUGAGGACAACUCGAACCACCUCAACAAACUGGAGACCGAGGCCUCUAAUAUGAAGGAGGUGCUGAAGCAGCUGCAAGGAAGUAUUGACGAAGACUCAAAAGAUUCACAAGGCCAGAUCGAGUUUUUGGAGAGACUUAAAGAGAUAAGUCUGGAUCCGAACAGUUUUCCUGGGGUGAAGCUGAGACCGAAAGCCUCCAUGCAGGGCUCCAGCUCAGGCCGCUCUGCAGACAGCAGCCCCAGCCCCAGCCCCAUGUCCUCCUUCCCCAGGAGAGGCGUCGCCAACGGGGGGCGAGACAGCGCUGGAUACUUGGAGGAACUGGAAAAGGAGAGGUCUUUAUUAAUGGCAGAACUGGAGAAAGAAGAGAAUGAGAAGGACUGGUACUACGCCCAGUUACAAAACCUCACCAAACGGAUUGACAGCCUGCCACUGACCGAGAACUUCUCUUUACAGACGGAUAUGACCCGGAGACAACUGGAAUAUGAGGCUCGUCAAAUCCGUGCAGCGAUGGAGGAGCAGCUGGGCACGUGCCAGGACAUGGAGAAGAGAGCACAGGUGCGGGUCGCUCGGAUCCAGCAGAUCGAGAAGGACAUGCUGAGGAUCCGGCAGCACUUACAGUCGCAGCCUGCAGAAGCUGAGCCAUCUGCCAAGCAUGCUGACCUCGUAGCCCAGGCUGAAGGGGCCCAGGCAUCAGCAGAAGCUGGCAUCGCUGCUGCCGGUUGCUCUCAGGGCUCGGGUUCUCGUGUGGACAACGACACGGCCAGUGAGAUGAGCAGUGGUGGGAGCUACUCGGUCCCACGAAGAUUAACCAGCCAUCUGGGCACCAAGGUGGAAAUGGUGUACUCUCUGCUGUCCAUGCUGGGGACCCACGACAAGGACGACAUGUCCCGCACCCUCCUGGCCAUGUCCAGCUCUCAGGACAGUUGCAUAGCCAUGCGUCAGUCAGGCUGCCUUCCGCUGCUCAUCCAGCUCCUCCACGGUAAUGAUAAGGACUCUGUGCUGCUGGGUAACUCCCGCGGCAGCAAGGAGGCUCGGGCCAGAGCCAGCGCCGCCCUUCACAACAUCAUCCACUCGCAGCCGGACGACAAGCGCGGCCGGAGGGAGAUACGGGUGCUCCACCUCCUGGAGCAGAUCAGGGCGUACUGCGAGACCUGCUGGGAGUGGCAGGAGAGCCACGAGCGAGGAGUGGACCAGGAUAAAAACCCCAUGCCUUCUCCUGUGGAGCAUCAGAUCUGUCCUGCGGUUUGUGUUCUCAUGAAGCUGUCCUUCGAUGAGGAGCACAGACACGCUAUGAAUGAACUUGGUGGACUGCAGGCUAUAGGGGAGCUGCUGCAGGUGGACUGUGAGAUUUACGGUCUCACCAGUGAUCACUACAGUGUUACACUAAGAAGAUAUGCUGGAAUGGCCCUCACUAACUUAACCUUUGGAGAUGUGGCCAAUAAGGCUACACUUUGUUCUAUGAAGGGCUGUAUGAGGGCCAUGGUUGCUCAGCUAAAAUCUGAGAGUGAAGAUUUGCAGCAGGUAAUCGCCAGUGUUCUGAGGAACCUGUCCUGGCGUGCGGAUGUGAACAGUAAGAAGACUCUGCGAGAGGUCGGCAGCGUUCGAGCUCUGAUGGAGUGCGCUCUUGAGGUUCAGAAGGAAUCCACAUUAAAAAGUGUCCUGAGUGCCCUGUGGAACCUGUCUGCUCACUGCACUGAAAACAAGGCUGAUAUCUGCUCAGUCUCUGGAGCGCUGGCGUUUUUAGUCAGCACUCUGACCUACAGAAGCCAAACCAACACCCUUGCCAUUAUAGAAAGUGGUGGAGGCAUCCUGAGGAAUGUAUCCAGCCUCAUAGCCACAAACGAGGAGCACAGGCAAAUCCUAAGGGAGAACAGCUGUCUCCAGACUCUUCUUCAGCACCUGAAGUCUCACAGCUUAACCAUCGUGAGCAAUGCCUGUGGGACCCUCUGGAACCUCUCUGCUCGCAACGCAAAGGACCAGGAAGCAUUAUGGGACAUGGGUGCAGUCAGCAUGCUGAAGAAUCUGAUCCACUCCAAGCACAAAAUGAUCGCCAUGGGCAGUGCUGCAGCUCUGAGGAACCUAAUGGCCAACCGGCCUGCCAAAUACAAGGACGCCAAUAUCAUGUCCCCUGGAUCGAGUCUACCUUCACUACAUGUACGCAAACAGAAAGCACUAAUCGAGGAACUGGACGCACAGCAUCUUUCAGAAACGUUCGACAACAUAGACAAUUUGAGUCCCAAGGCUUCCCACAGGGGGAAGCCUCGACACAAGCACAACGUCUACGGCGAUUAUGACGGGGUGUGCAGGUCGGACGGUUAUAACACUAGUGGCGUUGGCGUUCGCUCCCCUUACAUGAACACUCCAGUGCUGUCCAGCCCAUCUUCACGUGAGAAUUCACGAGGGAAUUCCGAAAGUAUUAGAGCUGAGCGAGACAAGAGUCUGGAUAGGGAACGAAGAGGGUUCCACCCUGAUCCUGACUCUAGUAAACGAUUGCAGGCAAUGCAGAUUCCUACCACUGCGGCGCAAAUCGCAAUGGUAAUGGAAGAAGUCCAAAGCAUGCACUUAGGCCUGGAUGACAGAACUGCAGGUUCUACCUCAGACUCCCAUAUGGUGCAAGACGACAUGAUCAGACGCCAGACCGGUGUUCACAGUCACCAGAACAUUUACAGCUACAGCAAACCAGACCCAUCUGGAAGACCAUGCCCAAUGCCCCAACUGGAGUACAGAGCAUCUAAUGACAGUCUGAAUAGUGUCAACAGCACCGACGGAUAUGGCAAGCGAGGCCAGAUGAAACCAUCUGUAGACUCCUACUCCGAAGAUGAUGAAAGCAAAUGCUGUGUCUACAGAAAAUACCCAGCAGACCUUGCCCAUAAGAUUCACAAUGCCAACCACAUGGAGGACGACGAUGGAGAUCUAGACACGCCAAUUAACUACAGUUUGAAGUAUUCCGAUGAGCAGCUCAACUCUGGCCGACAAAGCCCAAGCCAGAAUGAAAGGUGGGCAAGGCCCAAGACUCUGGAGGAAGAAAUUAAACGCUCUGAACAGAAGCCACCCAGGUCCCAAAGCCCCGGAUAUCCAAUGUACCCAGAGGGAAAUACUGAAAGUGAGGACAAACGUAAGAAAUUCCAGCCCAGGUUUGUCCAACAAGACAUGUCUGGAGGAUUCCGACAAAGGGGACCCAAUGAACAAAGCAGCAGCGGUUCUAGUCAUGGAAUGACUAAAAAGAUCAGCCAAACGAUUUGCACUGUGGACGAUUUCGGCGACGAGAAGCCAACCAACUACAGUGAGCGCUACUCUGAAGAGGAACAGCUUGACGAGCAGCCGACCAAUUACAGCAUGAAAUACAACGAAGAUCAUCAUGUAGAGCAACCCAUUGAUUACAGUCUGAAGUAUUCCGAAGGUCCUAAGAAGGCAGUAUUCAGUCACUCAAAGCCAUCUUCAUCUCAGAGCUCUGUCAAAGACCAGUUAAGCCAGGAUAGUUCAUCUUCAGUGUCUUCUAUAAAGAAUCAAGGCAGGCAAAAACAGCUCCACCCAUCCACAGCAGCCCAAACAAGAUCUGGACCUGGUGGGAGAGCCAUGCAGAAGACAGCAUCUUGCAAAGCUCCUACGAUAAAUCAGGAAACAUUGCAGACAUACUGUGUGGAGGACACACCCAUAUGUUUCUCAAGAGGGAGCUCUUUGUCAUCGUUGUCCUCUGAAGAUGAAAUGGACAGCUGUAAGAGGAAUGUCAAUGCAUCAAGUAACUACCCAACUUUGCCCGUUUCCGAGAAAGAAUCGAGCGCUCCUGAUCAACGCACAACAGAAAGUCAGUCGUCUGGACACUAUGUGCGAAUGAAACCCCCGCGACACCAAGGUUCACACGUCGGGCACGGAGAGGGUUCCAGACAUCACAAAGCAGUGGAAUUCUCCUCAGGUGCUAAAUCGCCUUCCAAAAGUGGUGCUCAAACCCCUAAAAGUCCCCCAGAACAUUAUGUGCAAGAGACGCCCCUCAUGUUCAGCAGGUGCACUUCGGUCAGCUCUCUCGACAGUUUUGAAAGCCACUCUAUUGCCAGCUCUGUACAGAGCGAGCCUUGUAGUGGCAUGGUCAGUGGCAUAAUCAGCCCAAGUGAUUUACCAGACAGCCCUGGUCAAACAAUGCCUCCCAGUCGUAGCAAGACGCCGCCUCCCCCUCCACCACGUUCAACAUCUAUAAAACAAAAAGUUACUGUGCCACCCCGUUCUGAAAAACAGGAAAUGCCUCCAAGGCGUGCUGCUGUUAAUGCUGCUGUGCAGAAAGUACAAGUACUUCCAGAUAAUGACACGCUUAUUCACUUCGCCACAGAGAGUACUCCAGAUGGGUUUUCAUGUGCUUCUAGCCUCAGUGCGCUAAGUCUGGAUGAGCCCUUUAUUCAAAAAGAUGUCGAGCUGAAGAUCAUGCCUCCAGUUCACGAGGAUGAUCACGGAAAUGACUCUGAACCUGAGAAAGAUGAGGUUAAGGAGUCGAAGGGACAAGAGAAGCCUUCAGCAGCUCCUGAACCUGAGAAAGACAUCUUGGAUGACUCGGAUGACGAUGAUGACAUAGAGAUCUUAGAGGCCUGUAUCAAUUCGGCUAUGCCCACAAAGUCUUCAAGAAAGCCCAAGAAACAAACCCCUCCAUCCUCCUCGAGAAUACCCCCACCAGUGGCCCGCAAACCAAGCCAACUCCCUGUUUACAAACUACACCCCCCACAAGCCAGGGGGCAACAGAAACAUGUUGCACUAGCUCAUGGAGAGGACAUGCCUCGGGUUUAUUGCGUAGAAGGUACGCCCAUAAACUUCUCCACAGCAACAUCGCUCAGUGACCUUACGAUUGAUUCACCUCCAAACGAGUUGGCAGCUAUUGAAAAUCCCCCUUCUCAUGCAGAGGCAUCCAACCAAAGAUGUGAUACCGUCCCAGAGGGCAAAAGUGCAGAAACAAAGGAUGUUGUACCCUCUGACUCACUAGGUGCUCCUGCUGAGAAUGAAGGAGAUGACAUUCUUGCAGAAUGCAUCAACUCCGCAAUGCCAAAAGGUAAAAUACACAAACCUUUUAGAGUGCAAAAGAUGUCUGAUCAGCCUCAGCACCCUCCUACGGCAACUGGCAGUCUAGUUCAGCAAGACUUUGAAAAGAAAAAGCCGACUUCACCAGUAAAACCUAUGCCUCAAAGCAGUGAGUACAGAUUAAGGAUGCUCAAGCGGCAAGAUGCUCCCGGUAACUUAUCAGAAGCAACUGCGUAUCCUGAUAAAAACGCAGAAUCUAAAAAAUUCGAGGCCAGAGUAGGUCCAAGAGAAUUUUCAGAUAAGCCUGUAAAUGCCGAAGAAAGAACACGUCCAGGUUAUACCUUUGAUUCCCCGCACCAUUACACACCAAUCGAGGGUACUCCUUACUGCUUCUCUCGCAAUGAUUCCCUGAGUUCGCUCGACUUUGAAGAUGAUGAUCUUGACCUUUCAAAAGAAAGGGCUGAGCUCAGAAAGGAUAAGGAACAAAGAAAAGUCCCACCUUUGAAGAGCAGUGGAGAACAGCCUGGAAACACCAACAGAGUGGCUGCCUUUCAGAACGCUCCAAGCAAGCCCCAUCAAAAGCCUGGGUUUCCUCUAGCACCCAAAGAAAGCACAGGAACAGUGCCUGACGAAAAGCAAAAAUUUUCAAUCGAAGACACUCCAGUUUGCUUCUCAAGAAACUCAUCUCUAAGUUCGUUAAGUGACAUUGACCAAGAAAACAACAACAAGGAUUGCACACUCAAAGAGGACACAACCCAGGUGGAAAUGCCCAGGCCUCAAGCCUCUGGUUAUGCCCCCAAAGCUUUUCACGUUGAGGACACCCCAGUAUGUUUCUCUAGGAAUAGUUCUCUUAGCUCUCUCAGUAUUGAUUCUGAGGACGACCUUCUUCAGGAGUGUAUCAGUUCUGCAAUGCCAAAGAAGAAGAAGCAGCCACCGCGAAGUAAAAGCGAUGACCAAGGAGUAAAGGAGGAGAAAAGCAUGAUGGCUGAUGGUAUUUUAGCAGAAGAACCAGACCUCAUACUGGAUCUCACAGAUACGCACAGUCCAAUUUCAGAGCAAGCCUUGUCGCCAGACUCUGAGUCAUUUGACUGGAAAGCCAUCCAAGAAGGUGCCAAUUCAAUAGUCAGCAGUCUACACCAGGCUGCAGCCAGUCUGUCUCGACAAGGCUCAUCUGAUUCAGACUCCAUCCUCUCUCUCAAAUCUGGUAUAUCUAUUGGGUCCCCGUUCCACCUGCCUUCAAAUCAAGACGAUAGCAAGCAGUCUGCCAACAAAGGCCCAAGAAUAUUGAAGCCUGGCGAGAAAAGCACUUUAGAAGCAAAAAAGAAAGAGGAGGAAGCUGCUAAAAGCUUAAAAGGUGGCAAGAAAGUGUAUAAAAGCCUCAUUACUGGCAAGCCACGGCCCAGUCUUGAGAGUAUGGCUUCUCAGCAGAGACAAGCUCAAGUUCCUGUAGUUUCCAGAGGGAGAACAAUGACUCAUGUACCUGGUGUAAGAAGCAGUUCGCCCAGCACUAGCCCUAUUCCAAAAAAGCCUCCUGCACGUGGUCAAGUUGCCAAGCCCCCAUCCCAAGGACCAAAUUCUGUAAACUCUCCCAGAAGCAUUAAGCCUCCAUCAAAAACAGAUCCUAGUCCUGCAAGAGAAUCACCUGCCACACCUGGAGGAUCCAGUAAAGCUUCCUCUCGAUCAGGAUCCAGAGACUCCACCCCUUCUAGACCACCUCAGCAAUCCCUCACAAGACCUAUGCAGUCUCCAGGUCGCAACUCUGUCUCACCAGGCAGAAAUGGUCUCACCCCGCCAAAUAAGCUAUCUCAGAUACCUCGUACUGUUUCUCCCAGCGCCGCCUCCAAACCAGCUGGGUCUGGACGAAUGACUUACGCCUCUCCCGGGAGGCAGUUGAGCCAGCAUACACCUUCAAAGCAGCAGAGUGGCUUGCCAAGGAGUACCAGUGGUAUACCCAGGAGUGAGUCUGCAUCAAAAGUUUUAAAUCAAAGUGGAGCCUCUGGUCCUCCAAAAAAGGCAGAGUUGUCUCGAAUGUCGUCCACAAAGUCAAGUGGGAGCGAGUCUGACCGAUCCGAGAAGCCUGGGCUUGUUCGCCAGUCCACUUUCAUUAAAGAAGCCCCUAGUCCAACGUUAAAAAGGAAGUUAGAGGAGUCUGCUUCUUUUGAAUCCUUGUCACCUUCGUCUCCAAGCCAGUCGCAAACGCCUGUAUCAAGCCCUUCCCUUCCAGACAUGUCUCUUAGUCUGCCUUAUCAAGGAAGUGGUUGGAAAAAGUCCCCUCAAAGCCAGAAUUCCUCCGAAAAUGGAGAUGGGAAAUCAAUGAGACGGCAAGACAUUUCACGUUCCCAUUCCGAAAGUCCUUCAAGACUUCCAAUUAACAGAGCGGGAACAUGGAAAAGGGAGCACAGCAAGCAUUCCUCUUCCCUCCCAAGAGUUGGCACUUGGAAAAGAACGGGCAGCAGUUCCUCUAUACUCUCUGCCUCGUCUGAGUCCAGCGAAAAGGGCAGGAGCGAAGAUGAGCGUCAGCCAGCCAAUCCUCCACAGCGUUCUGGGCAAAGCAAGGAAGGAGGACUGGAACGGAAAGGAACUUGGCGGAAAGUAAAAGAGAGUGAAACGAGUCCCUCAAUGACUUUAGACUUGACGGAUCCAGCUGGAGAUCACCAGAUGAGUGCCGCAGGGUCCAAGAGUGAGGAUGUGUGGGUUCGGAUUGAAGAUUGCCCAAUUAACAACCCCAGAUCUAGCAAGUCCCCGACAGCAAAUACGCCUCCGGUCAUCGAUAGUUUGCCGGGAAAGGUGCAUCCCUGCGAUUGGGACUCGAGCGAAGUGCACCAACACAAGCAGCCAACGUCGAGUGAACGCCGCCUUGGUUCUGAAACGAAUUUAAACUUGAUCAGAAGCAGCGAGAGCCUUGAUAAAAAGGUGACCGACAUCAAGCCUGUUAUAAGCAACCCAAACAUCGCCACCGAAGUCCACGAAAUUGCAGUAGCCGAGCGAACGCCGUUCAGUUCGACCAACUCCAGCAAGCACAGCUCCCCUAGUGGUGCCGUCGCUGCGAGGGUCAGUCCGUUUAACUAUACCCCGAGCCCCAGAAAGAGCAGCGCCGAUGGCCUGAUGCCGAGGCCGUCUCAGAUCCCCACUCCGGUUAACUCGAACGCCAAAAAGAAAGACUCUAAAGGAGACACGACCGAGAGCGGGUCAUAUAUCGUUACUUCUGUGUAACGUCAAAGACAGAACUCUUAAUUGACAGCUGGCCUUUGGCGUUGGCUUGACUCGUCAAUACCCAAAAGACUCUUAAGACUCUUAUGCUACUGGACUCACUUAAAAAAACACUUAAACAGGCUUGGGUCAUGUUUUUAUUUUAUUCUGUCUCUCUCUCUGUGGAAAAUACAGCUGUUGUUGAAGUUGUUGUAGUUGAAGCCAAUGUAAAGCUGUGUAUCUAUGCUGGUAGAAUUGUGGCAGGCACACUUGCUUAUUAUUAGAGAAGGGGGCGAGAGGGAAGACUCUAAAAGGAUAUUGUAUUUCAAUUUGUACUGUACAGAUUUAUGUAUAUAUUUAAUUUAAACUCGCGCCAAGAUCUUGUAUCUUUGCCUGACUUGACAUAGAUAAUCACUUAAAGUGUAAUAUUUGGGAUGCGGCGGUAGCGUUGUUGGACUUCAAUACUAAAGCGUUUGGUUUUUAAGGAGGAACACCUGUACACCUGUAUUAAUUCAAUUCGAUAAUUCAUAAGAAAGUCCGACUCAUUUUUACUGCCACAUACUGUAUGUUUUCUGACUUCUGCUCCUUGCAUGAACUGAUCCAGUGGUCUGGUAUUUCCUGAAGUAAAGAUGAACAUUUCUGUGGACACAUGACGUACCGAUAGCUGUAGUGUAACAUUUUACACUUUUGUGUGUGCUUUUGAAAGUAAGGAAUUAACCUUGAAAAAAAAUCUUUUGAAUGAGGAUCUUUACGACGGUUAUAGAAUAUAAAACGUAGCUAGAUUCAUUGCUCCGCUGUUUGUGUAUAAUGUUUCCAGUUGAGGUGAGUGUCUUCUGAACGGCACUUUUGGUCUGAAGUUGUCUCAAGGACUGAAGUUAUUUUAAAAUUUAAAUUAUUGCUGUAGGUUUUUUGGUGUUGGUACCUUUUUUUUUUUUUUUAUAAAGCUCAUUUUUAUUUUAACCUUUAUUCACAAUUACUGUUAAGCACAUAAUCAGAUAUACUACUCUGCCAAAACGUUGUGAAUGACCACAUUUUAUUUUGUUUUCCUCAUGCAAUAAAGUAGGCUGAUUGAUGUUUGACACGCAUUUCAAAUUACCAAUGGCAAAUUCAACUUAAUAAACACCAUUUUGGUGAGAAA